Salvelinus namaycush (lake trout) is the source of this 816-nucleotide messenger RNA. RefSeq lists its product as uncharacterized. The transcript is spliced from 7 exons. Bases 3 to 671 code for a protein of 222 amino acids. The record is from RefSeq and is a predicted model, not a curated record. Lineage: Eukaryota; Metazoa; Chordata; Actinopteri; Salmoniformes; Salmonidae.
GAAUGUUGAACUACUCUGGUUGUUGGAUUAGCUGUGUCAUACGGGUGGUGUCAAUGAAAUUGAUUUGCGUGUUCUUGGUGUAUCGGCUGGCUAGCUGUGUCAGCGCCCAGACCGUUGGCUGUAACACUGUACAUGCCAACGGUACUACGACCUAUCAACUCUCAGAGCCCCUGCCAGGAUCGCCAUCAACCUGUGUAAGGCAGUGGUUGGAUGCAAAUGGCACUGUUCUCACCUAUGACGAAGAGAUUGACAAAGAUCGUGUUGUGGUUCAGACCAGUCAAUCUAUUACCACCAUAGGCUGCAUGGACAGACUGAAGUACUUAGAGGAAUGCACACAUAAUAAAACGAAUUCAAAUCGGGAAGUAGAGUGCCUUAAUAACUGUAGCGUGAAGCCAUUUGACCAGGAACCCAUUGAACCAGAGCACAAUAUAUGUUUUGGUGAUUGGUGUGUAUCAGGGAUAACAUUUGGCCUUGCCUUUGGGAUAUCAGCUGCUGUCAUCAUCAUCAUCCUGGUUCUCCUUAUUUGCAAGAUCCACAUUCACCGAGUGCGUGUUUGUUGGACGUUGGGUGAAGGGGAGCACGAAGAACCCUCUCCUGACACAGAGAAGCCCCAGAGCCACCCUGCUCCCAAAGUCAGGUACUCCGCUGUGAAGCAGAGAGAGAGAGUGUGACUGACUGACCAUUGCAAAUGAGAAAAGGUUCUCACCCAGCAAACCUGGUCACUUAAAGGGAUAGUUUGGGAGUCAGAUGAACUUGUGAAUACCAUUUUAUCUUUCUACGUCCAGUAUGAAGGAAGUCCUAGGUAGUUUUGCGAGC